Messenger RNA from Neodiprion fabricii, 1876 nucleotides. RefSeq names its product tyrosine--tRNA ligase, mitochondrial (gene TyrRS-m). The transcript has 4 exons. The coding region runs from base 336 to 1733 and encodes 465 amino acids. Lineage: Eukaryota; Metazoa; Arthropoda; Insecta; Hymenoptera; Diprionidae. Gene Ontology annotation, biological process: tyrosyl-tRNA aminoacylation. Gene Ontology annotation, molecular function: RNA binding; tyrosine-tRNA ligase activity; ATP binding. The record is from RefSeq and is a predicted model, not a curated record. Gene Ontology annotation, cellular component: cytosol; mitochondrion.
AUUUAAAUGCUAGCUAUCUGAAUACCUCGUUUCGUUUAUAACUAAGGAUUCAUACGAACGAACUACAUUCUUGAGUUUCCGUAUAUAUAAUAGUCAAAACCUUUUACUAGCAUACGGCGAAAUGUUGGUCUAUGUAAAAGUUCCCCGGAAUUGUAGCAAUAAUAAUGUGCGUCACAUGUGAGGAAUUCGUGACAAUACCGGUUUCGUUAUUGUUAGCAAUUUCCUACGUUCGGAAGUUUUGAAAAUAUACGUAUACAUCUUAAUUGAGUUUCGAAGAAUAAUUAAGAAUUCUUUAAGAAAUUAGACUAAAGAAUUAAAAUAGAAUAAACCUUAAAAUGAGUAUAAGGAGGCAUUUAUGGAGGUUAUGCACAGCCUGUAGGCACGAUUUAAAGAACAUUAGAACGUACAAAACGUACAAAAGUAGAAACGUUUUAAGACUUUACGAUAGAGGAAUGUUUCAGGAUAUUUUUCCUGACACUUCGGCAGGAGAAGUCAUUGAUCUUCUGAAUGCGUCGUCGCAGACGGUAUAUGCUGGGUUUGACCCAACGGCGGACAGUUUGCACGUUGGAAAUCUAUUGGUAUUGAUGAAUCUUCUACACUGGCAAAGAUCUGGCCAUCAAGUAAUAGCUCUAGUAGGUGGAGCUACGGGACAGAUAGGAGAUCCGAGUCACAGAAAGUCAGCGCGUACUGAAAUGGAACAGGUCCUAAUAAAUGAGAAUAUAAAAGGAAUAUCAAGAAACAUUAGAACGAUAUUUAAAAAUCAUGAGGAACUUUUUUGGGAGGAAAAAAAGACUGUGAAACCUGUUAUGAUUGUCAACAAUAUAGAAUGGUACAAGGACAUAAAUGCGCUUGAUUUUCUAAGAAGUGUUGGAAGGUAUUUCAGACUCGGUACAAUGCUUAGUAAAACAUCUGUACAGACGAGACUAAAUUCAGAAACAGGAAUGAGCUUUGCUGAGUUCUCUUACCAGGUGCUCCAAGGCUACGACUGGUUCCAUCUAUUAGAAAAGUACAAUUGUAGAUUUCAAAUUGGCGGUAGCGAUCAAAUGGGUAACAUCGAUGCUGGGUUUGAUUUGAUCGGCAGAGCAACUGACAAAAGGGUAUUUGGUCUGACGCUACCAUUAAUCACCACAGAAAGUGGCGAAAAGUUUGGCAAAUCGGCUGGUAAUGCUAUAUGGUUAUCGGAGAAUAAGUCAUCGAGUUUUCAACUCUACCAAUUCUUCAUACGCACCAAAGAUUCGGACGUUCAUCAAUUGCUGAAAUUCUUCACUUUCAUCCCAUUGGGACGUAUUUCAGAAAUUAUGGUUGCCCACCAAAAAAAUCCCGAACAACGUACAGCACAAAAAAUACUAGCUGAACAUGUUACUCGAUUGGUGCAUGGAGAAGCGGGCUUGAAAACAGCACAGCAAACCACAUCCGUACUUUAUGAUAAGUCGAUCGAAAGUUUGUCCAGUCUCAGUGCCGAUGAGAUGGUCAGCGCAUUUCAAGGGGCAACUUUAAUUGAAAUAUUGCCUGAGCCAGGCUUGACCGUGCUGCAACUUAGUUUGAAAGCAAAUUGUUUCCCGGAUGAAACUAAUGCAAUAAGAAUUAUUACCGCUGGUGGUUUUUACAUCAAUCAUCAAAGGAUUCAAAAUAUCGAAGAAAUAAUCACCCCUGGUGUUCAUAUCAUGCCAAAUAAUUUAACGAUGAUUAGGGUAGGAAAGAAAACGUAUUACAUUGUGAAAUGGAUCUCAUAACAAUUGGAUGAUUCUUUGAUCGGUCAGACGUUUUUGAAAAAUGGUUCUCUGAUUGUGUUGUCCUUUAGGAUUUCUUUUCUCUUUCGCCAUUGCUCCGUCAACAAUUGCAUCUCUUCGAGAAACGCAGUGUUCCAUAUCUUGAA